Messenger RNA from Hippocampus zosterae (dwarf seahorse), 10804 nucleotides. RefSeq names its product tet methylcytosine dioxygenase 3 (gene tet3). Gene Ontology annotation, cellular component: nucleus. Gene Ontology annotation, molecular function: DNA binding; DNA 5-methylcytosine dioxygenase activity; zinc ion binding. Gene Ontology annotation, biological process: positive regulation of transcription by RNA polymerase II; oxidative demethylation. Bases 440 to 6559 code for a protein of 2039 amino acids. The transcript has 11 exons. The record is from RefSeq and is a predicted model, not a curated record. Lineage: Eukaryota; Metazoa; Chordata; Actinopteri; Syngnathiformes; Syngnathidae.
CGUUUGUCACCUCGGUGUCGACUAUUUCCAAGUUUUUGACGAGCUUUUACACGCACGUUUUGACCCAGAAACCUACUUUAACUUCUCCUUGACUUACUUUUUUGCUCGAGUUCUUGUAUUUUUUCCUCAUUCCGGAAAGCUGCAAGUGAAAUUUCUACAAACACAAUUACGCUGUUCUUCACGCCAGGCUGGUCCAGGCAUAAGCAUCCAUCCACAAGUUUUUCUGCCCAAACUCUGGUGGACCACCAACCAUUCCUCCGGGUAGCAAGAAAACAUUCCACAGGUUCAUCUGGAUGACCUGUAAACUUUAUAUGACAAACACACAUAUUUUAAAAUGAAACCACGUGGAGCAUUUUGAAAUUGGCUGUUUUUGAUCAAUUUUUUUCCAAAGCGAAGCAGUGUUAAAAUCCUACAAAAUCCUGACACGGUGUCAGAAAUAAUGCCAAAGCCGAGGGCAGAAUCCAGUCCACCUUCUCAGGAUGUCAACGCUUUUUUCAGCAGCGAAGUUCCUAACCAUCCUGCUCAUAGAAAAUCAUUAGCCAAUACGUCCCCGCUGAGCAUGUACAUCGAGAGUGAGCAUCACCAAGCGGGCCUCUUCUCCCUGUCUCCCACUGACACCCGAUUGGAUGCCACUUUCGAUCCCCAAAAGAAGAGGAGGAAGAAAUGUGGCACCUGCGCUCCGUGCCUUCGCAAAGAGAACUGCGGUACCUGUGUUAACUGCCUGAACCGCAAGACGGGUAAGCAGAUCUGCAAGCUGCGCAAAUGUGAAGAGCUGAAAAAAAGACGAGACACCUGGGAGACUGUUCACGAAGUCACUUCAUUGGAUGGCCCCAGAGGUGGAGACCAGAUGGAAAUUGGGUCACAUGACCGCCUCCAGGAAGGCGUGCUGAGCCUGGAACUGCCCAAUGGGGUGAAUUGCGAUCCUAAUGAUGAUGAGGCAUCUAUAGAAACAGAGCAGAAGAGGGCAACAGAUGUACCUCAAAAGCAGUGCUGGGUGCCAACACUUGGCAAAGUUCAACAGCAAGCAUUGCUGAAACAUAACAGCAGUUAUGCAAAACAAAGUAAACCGGUCCACCAUGUGGAUAUGGAAGAUGCUCACAAUCUGGUCACUUUUUCUGCCCUUGCCGGCACCUUACCUCCCUCCACCACCUCUUCCUGCGUCCAAGUGCAGCCUGACAUGAUGCAGCUGUAUGAGAAAUUCACCCAGGAAAUGGGUGUUGAUGGGGCACGCGUUGAAAACUCUGCGGGGGCUCCUAACACAAGCCACCCAUCUUCGGAAGACAUGAAAACCCUGCAGGCAGCACUGAACCAUGCAAAACAUGGCCGCAAGCCUCCGAACUGCGACUGUGAUGGGCCUGACUGUCCAGACUACCUUGAGUGGCUGAAGAAGAAGAUUAAGUUGGCAGCCAGUGAGAAUCAAGACACCAGCAAGAGGACUGAUUCGCCACAUUUACAGCCUAAUAAUAUUCAGCACUCCCAUCUGCAGAAUCAGCCCUAUCUCCAGGCCAACGGUGACCACCAACACCCGACUUCUUCAUAUCCCCAGCAACAACAACAACAACAACGAACAAACUCUGGCCAAGUAGCCUGCUCGAAACUUCCUCCAAUUCCCUGCUCUCCCCAGGUGCUUUCAAUAGCCAAAGAAAGGAACGUCAGUCUUCAAACUGCUAUUGCCAUAGAAGCCCUUACACAGUUAUCUGGGACUGGGACUCAAGGUCCUGGUGCUUCAGACCAAGCCCUCCUUAACAAUAACCUCCAUCAUCACCAACAUACCCAAAACCUCACAUCUUCACUUCUAAAUUGCACUAAAUUGAUUCCAUCCUUUGCAGUCACCUGUCCAUCAUCGCGCUCUCAGUCCAUCCCUCCAGGAUCACACACUGACCAGCAGGCAGCAGUGUCCUGUGAGCACCACAGGCCCCAAUCACAGGGCCAGCCCCCCCAUGCUUCUACCUCUCCCUUUCGAGGCCAGGGAAAUCCUCAGACUUUUGGCCGCAGUCCCAAGCAGUGGCUGCAGGACACACACGGAGCUUCUGAAGAGCGCCUGGACCACGAUGCCGGUACACCUCGCACGAGGCCAGACCCAAUGUCAGAGCUCAAAGACCUUCUGGGUGACACCAGUGGGAAGUUCGGAAAUUUCUCUUUUAAGCUCCCAUCCACGCAGCAGCUUACCGAGAAUGAAGGCGUGCCAAGGAUAAAGCAACAGACAGACGUCGGUGAUCAACCUGCUUCCAAAGGACAUUACAACUUGGAUAAUGGUCAGUUGCAGGUUCGCCACUAUCCUGGUACUCCCAUGUCUCCUGGUCAAGCAGCCAUUAGACACUCAACUCAGGCAGCUUUGCAACAGCACCUUCACUACAAGAGGAACCUCUUCUCUAGUCAUUCCCCUGGCUUUGGUGCAUCAGCUGCGCCUUUCCAAAACCUAAAAAAAUGGUGGCCUCAGAUGGAAGCCAAUGCUUUCAAUCAUCUGAGCAUAAAACAGGAGCUCAAGGAACCCAAGAGGAAAAAAAACAGCCAAGUUUCCCCUGUCAUGAAAGCUAUGAGCGGCGGGAUGCUCCCAGGCCCUGUCCUUCCUAAACCCAAACAGAUUAUAAUUAAGAAGAGCAAGCAAAAAGCCUCUGUGCCAACGUUCCUGCCUAAGAGUCAGAUAACUGUGGAAAAAACAUCAGUCCUGAUGAUGGGCCGAGCCAACACCCCGAAUAACCUGCAACCAGAUUCACUGCCCCUUUUACCCUCCCACAGUAACUCCACUCAGGUGAUUGCUGCAGGUUUCCCUGCUCCAGCCCAAUCUCAGGUAUCAAUUUCCAACCUCUCAAUGGCUCCCUCCUUCACUCAUUCUGCUUUGUCAAUGAACAAUCCCACCCUCGUGGGCUCCGUGCCCCCACAAACGGCCCAUGGAACCGAUGCUAAGUCAGAGGAGGUGAGUAGAUUAGUCCAUAGCGAUGUGAGCACUGCCUCCUCUCUGACCUCCACAUCGAUACCAAACACCUCACAGUUAUCCGGUCUCAUAAACAUAGAUCCUAAGUAUGAAGAACUGAUACUGCAGUUUGAAGCAGAAUUUGGGGACUCGGCUGCAGACACACCUUCCAGUGAAGCCAUGUCCGCGACAGUUAUAGCUUCACAGAUCAUGAAUCAGUCUCAGGCCAGUGCCCAGGAUCUCACAUCACCCACCACCCAGAAUCAGCCAUCUUCCAAUCACACCCCUGAUUCCAGCUACACACCGCAUUGGAACAAAAAGGAGACGGAUGCCAACAAAGAUGAGUCUGACGUUCAAAGGGAACUUACCUCAUAUCAAACAUCCACAGUGACCCCAGUGAAGGAGCAGCAGGAUCCCCAGUCCGCCAUCUCUCAAAAUCAGGACUGCCCACUUGAUAAGCAUCCACAGCAAAGUCAGAUACAGGAAAGGUUCGGCAUUCCAUCUUCCCCCAUAGCUAAACGGAUGAAAUUUGAAGCCUCUGGCGAUGUAGCCGUUCUUUCCACUACCUGCUUCUCUGAGGAGGACACACCCACUAAGGAUGGUUUGCCUUUUUCUCCAUCUUUGAACGGGUUCUUAGAGUCCCCCCUAAAAUUUUUAGACACCCCAACCAGGAGCUUGUUGGAUACGCCUUCAAAAGAUCUGCAGGCAGAUUCCCCCAACUGCACCUGUGUGGAACAACCCCCGGAGAAAGAUGAAGGGCCCUACUACAAUCACUUGGGAUCUGGACCCACUGUGGCCUCCAUACGAGACCUGAUGGAAACACGGUAUGGGGAGAAAGGAGAGGCCAUCCGGAUCGAGAAAGUGGUGUACACAGGCCGAGAAGGCAAAAGCUCAAGAGGUUGCCCAAUUGCCAAAUGGGUGAUUCGUCGUGGGAGCGAGAAAGAAAAGAUCCUGUGUCUGGUGCGUCAUCGUGCAGGCCACCAUUGUGCAAAUGCAGUCAUCAUCAUCCUAAUCAUGGCAUGGGAAGGUGUCCCAAGAUCUAUGGCUGACACACUGUACCGUGAGAUCAGCGACACUCUCACCAAAUUUGGCAAUCCCACCACUAGACGCUGUGGCCUCAAUGAUGCUCGUACGUGUGCAUGUCAAGGCAAGGACCCUGACACUUGUGGUGCUUCCUUUUCCUUUGGCUGUUCUUGGAGCAUGUACUUUAAUGGUUGUAAAUACGCCCGAAGCAAAACACCGCGCAAGUUCCGGCUACAAGGAGAGCGCCCUGAAGAGGAGAACAAACUCAGGGAUCAAUUCCAGAAUCUGGCCACCGAAGUGGCUCCAUUGUACAAGAGGUUGGCUCCUCAGGCCUACAGUAACCAGUGUCAAUCAGAGACGAAGGCUUCAGACUGCAGGCUUGGUUUGAAGGCAGGCAGACCAUUUGCCGGAGUCACCGCUUGCUUGGACUUCUGCGCCCAUGCCCAUAAGGACCAGCACAACCUUUACAAUGGUUGCACAGUGGUGUGCACUUUGACCAAGGAGGACAACCGCAGGGUAGGGGAGAUCCCUCCUGAUGAACAGCUCCACGUUUUGCCCCUCUACAAACUCUCUACCACUGACGAAUUUGGCAGCGAGGAAGGCCAGCGCCUCAAGAUGAAGACGAGAGCCAUUCAGGUGCUUCAGGCUUUCCGCCGAGAAGUACGCAAGUUGCCCGAACCAGCCAAGUCCUCUCGACAGCGCCGCCUGGAUGCCAAGAAAGCCGCGUCAGAGAAGAAGAAGACUAAACUCCAGCAGCAGGCAGCAGAAACACCAGAGAAGACAGUGGUGAGGACUGAAGGGUGCUUCAGCGAGUCUCCUCAACUCCCAGGCAAUAAAGAUCCAGCAAUUAUAAAACAAGAGUUUAAGGCCAACAUUAAAAAGGAUCCUUUCAAUGGAUCGAUGGACGGUUACACUUUGCAAGCAGCAGAUGCAAUCAAGACCAUGUGCCCAAAUCCUGCCUACUAUGCAAGGGGAGGCCUCCCCACAACUGGCCCGCCCUCAGCAGGAGACCCAGUCAAUGGCUCUAACCACAAUCUGCCAGCAUCACACAAUGGUUUCUUCAACUUCCCCUCCAAUGCACUUUUCGCACCCAAGAUGAGGACCUACGAGGGUCGCAAUAGCUCUUUGCCCAAAGCAGGCAGGAUGGCUUUCCAGGGAGACAAAAAGCCUGAUAUUCACAGCCUUCAGGCGAGACUAGCCCAUUCCUAUGCCGACCAUAUCGAGCAACCCAACCAAGUUAAUUGCCAGCCUUCGGACAACAACCAGUCACGUCCUUCUUCUGUCUCCUCUGAGUCCUCCAAUAGAGGCACUCCAGUCAUCAAGCAGGAGCCAAUGGAUAUGCCAGUCUGUGAAGUCACGGAGCCGAGUCAAGGUGCUACCAGCACGCCGAGCUCCACCCCCCAACCUAACACCUGGCCAGGAAACAGGUUCAAUGGCAGCGUUGUUCCCACAAAUUGGGACCAUCGCAAUCCAAAACAACGGCAUGAAGACUUCUUUUCUCAUGAAGAAAAGCAGAUGUUGCACGCUCAUCCCCAGCAGCAACCUUCUCCUUACCCCCAACCGUGGACCUCCCUUGCUGGCUCAGAUACCUCACCAGUCCCCUACGUACCUCCCUCCUCCUCCCCUCAUUUAGGUUCCCCGGGUAACAUCCACCAAGGAUCUCCGCGUCCACCCACCCCACGACCGAGCACCCCUCAUCCGGGGACACCGCAGCCAGGUCUCUCGCAGCCGUUCUUACUCCCUCAUCUUGGUCAUUCUCAGUCCCCAUCACACAUACCACAGCCUGUCACUCCCAGGCAAUGGGCCAGCCCUGCCCCAAGUCCUGAGCCAAACUCUCGGGCUAUGGCACAGGGUGCAUACAGCCCUACUUUGAAGCACAGCAGUCCCGCCGGCGCCUACCCAGACAAGAUGUGGUCCAAAACCGGUGAAAUUCGCUGUUCCACUCCCCUCGGGGUUCAAGAGAAAGCCUGGAAAUCAUGCGGCGGCUCAGCGGCGGGCAGUACACCAUCCCCUGCCCCUGAGGGACGCCUCUUCCCCGAUGCGCUGCAACAGUCGGAUCAGGCUUUCUGGGACCCCGGUCGAGCUGAGAGCGAUGGUGAGAGCACCAAGGGCCGCGAGGAAGACGACGACGAGGUGUGGUCUGAUAGUGAGCACAAUUUCCUCGAUCCCAACAUUGGAGGCGUGGCGGUAGCGCCCACCCACGGGUCCAUACUAAUUGAAUGUGCCCGUCGGGAACUACAUGCGACCACUCCGCUCAAAAAGCCAGAUCGCUCCCACCCUUCUCGCAUCUCUCUGGUCUUCUAUCAGCACAAAAACCUCCAGCAGCCCAUGCAUGGCUUGGCACUGUGGGAGGCCAAAAUGAAGAUGCUGGCAGAGCGGGCGCUCCAGAUGCAGCAGGAAGCAGCUCUCCUGGGCCUGUCCCAGGAUGAACUCAAGGCGCUCAGCAAGAAACGCAAAUGGGGGGCCACGGCGGCAGGGGCCAGGUCAGCUGUUGGACAAGCGAAACAAAAGAGGGAGGGGCCGGUUACACGGGUAGCUCCCACUUUCCACACCAACUCAGUGGUUAACGUGUCUCCUUCUGCCUUCACGCGCGUCUCUGGGCCCUACAGCUGCUUUGUGUGACGUCGGCCACCGACAGACUGCGAGCUAGCCGCUGGAGUCAUGGUGCUUGCCCCAGACAAGAGAGAUGAGCAAGAUGAAUGUCUCUCACAUGUCACACGGUCUGCCAUCUCUCCAUCUUCCCCCUCUGCAGUCCCCACUCAGAAGUGGGGACACUUUUAUUCUUGUUUUUUUUUUACCUCAUGUCAGGCAGUGGUUGGGCUUUCAACACGCUGCCUCUGGUGCUCUUCCUCUCUCUUCCCUAGGAGAGGAACUCCAUUGUUGUUUCUUGUUUAUAGAAUUUUCAUGACUCUAAAUAUUGCUCUUAUUAUCAAUAUUAUUAUGGUUGCAAUUGUUACUGUUCAUGUUGUUAUUGCAGGUAUUAUGAUGAAGAUUUGUUUUGUUUAGUUUUUUUAAUCAUGUUAUUAUUGAUGAUGUUGAUUGUCCAUUUUGUUUGGUAUAUUUCAAGGCAAUCGGAAUCCUUUGAGACAUUUUCCCAUGUUUGGAAAAUCUUUUCUUUUUUUCUUUGUCAUUCUUCCAGCUGUAUUAAAAGGAGUCAUAAUUGGCUUGACAAGAGAGCAAUCUCGUUAGGACGAGUUAGGGGAGUGGAUAACUCAGAUUAUCAGUUUCAGCUUCACGCUGAGCUCCCUAAAAAUGGCGACAAAUACGCGUUCAUGACUGGAACUGAAACAUCAUUUUGCAAUUUGUGUCGGGCAUUCAGGAAUGCCCUUCAUGUUUUUGUUCAAACUGGAUUUUGCCAGCAGUUCAUACAUGAGCAAGGCUAAAAAAAAUUCUUUAUUUUUUUUUUAAAACAUGCCUCUCAGGUUGGGUAUGUUUUGGAAGACUCAAGUGUCCGGUGAACCUAAAUACUUUGGCCCUUCCGAUUAAAACAAUCAUCAUUUUGCAAAAAGAAGAAGCAUCAUGAUCAUGAGUCAAAAUGUGAGUCAAGUGCGUCUUGCUUCUCUUGUCAUUCCUCAAUGUGCUCCUGCUCUUCUACACCCCAGCAGCUUUUGACUGGUGCUCAACUUCCACCUCUGAUGGAGUUUCAUUCCACUACUGUGUGUGGCACUUAAUGCUGUACUUCGGUGCUCCAACUGAAAUCGAGGUCGUGUAGUACGUGAGGGAAAAUAUUUUCCAGCCGAUCUACUACACCACAACAAGUGUGCUAUUUUUGUGCUUAUCUUGUUUGCUAAGUCCACCUGAUCGCAUCUCUGUAAUUGAUGACAUCGAUAGGGGUCAUGUUAACCUCCUCAGUCAGGAGUGAAAACUUUGAAGUGUCAACUCUAGAGGGCAGGCUUGACUGCCUUUUCGAAGCGGCACGUUCAGACACCUGCGAGCACUUAGGCUGAGUUCCAUUCAGAAGCCGGCAUCGCCUUCCCCUUGCUGCAGAAGCCCUCCACGGCCAGACCAGUGGAGGGGUCUCUGAGCUCUGACAUGUCCACCAAAGGCAGUGCUGACCUUUGUCCUGUUGAAGCUCAAAUGUGAAACGAAUCCGCAGAAAACUUGGAUCAUAACAUAAUAAGUGAUAGGAGUACUUUCGGUGAUCCAUGCAUCCAUCCACUUUGGUGCUCUCCUUCUACACUUGAUUUACUGUGAAGGCCCAUCCUUUCGUCCGCAUGGUGCUGUCAUCUUCGAGCGGAGCACGACGGGUCCUUCAGCAGGCACCUCGUCUACAUCGAUUGUUUGGUUUCCGUUAGUGGUGAAACAUGCUUGGAUAAGCGGCGCGGCUUCUGGGAGACGGUACCUGUUGCGUCGGAAUUGUUCACUCUCUCACUGUGCACGCGUUAUUUCUGCAAAAGAGCCAAAGAGUGAGACACGUGGAUGGGGUCUCUUGAAUUGUGUGUUUUGAUUUCAUCCCCAUCAACCAUGCAUUCAAAAAUUGGAGGGGGGCGGAGGGUGGGGGGGGGGGGGGGUUAGGUCACAAAAAAGAGGGUGAAAGUCAAAUUGAGUGACGAUUUCUGAUUGCAUACAGGCUGGUUCCCGGUUGCCGGGCUGCCUUUUUUGGGGGGGAGGGGGGUGUCACCGUACUUUUCUUCUGUGGAAAGACCUUAUUCGUCUCCAGCUCUCUACCUCGUGCCGUUGAGACACUGGUUACAAUCACAACUUGCUACUGAGGGCAGAGAAUCAGCCACGUACCUUUGAGUGCUCAAGGUCUCCACAAUCACUUGACGCUUUUUCUUUUGUUUACUUUUAUUUAUUUGUGCUGAUAAUAAUGAUUGUCAUUGGGUUCUUUUUUUUCUUUCUUUUUUUAUAUAGCUAAUACAAAUUGUACAUAGAGAAGAACAGAUUUAUAAAAGCACUUUUAAACUUGAUUUUAAUGACAAAAAGAAAGACGAUUAUUGACAACUUGAAGGUUAGAUUUUUUGUUUUGUUUGGGGUUUUUUUCUGAAGAGAGAUACAAAUGUAAAUAGUAAAAUAUUUAGGUAAAACUAUUUAACUGGUGAGGAUAGUAUGUGAAUCCUAAAAGUGUAGGGGGUAUUUUGGCAACAGUACACUUGUUCCCUGUGCUUUGUGUGUACAUGUAUGCUAAGUAACCUAUUUGUUCUCCUCUCACAAGUACUGUAAUUGUAUCCUAAGUCAGCAUGUAACCAGUAAAAAAUAUUGUUACUUGCGAAACACAAGUUAAAACGUCCCAUUCUUAAGAAUACAAAAUCGGAGAAUAGGAAAGCUUUUACUGCAAACCUGAAACCCGCAAAAAAAAACCCGUAGUAUGAUCUCAUGUCACUUAGUUUGCCUCACAAAUUGAACAUUAUUUUUUCCCCAAAAGAAACAAAACUCCCCGACUGCUAAAGCUGACUUGUAUGCAAAUGUUCCGUGUUAUUAUUGUCAUUAUUAUUGACCGAAUUCAAACUAAAACCAUCUAAUGUUGAAACUAGCAAACAAGACCUUGCCUUGAAAUCGGGAGCUUUAGAGUUGCUGGUCGGUCAGGUUUGUUACUUUAAAUCACACUGAGGCUGUUUUUGUUGUUGCUUCAUUUGUCUUGCUCGGUUCAGUCUUGGCAUUGAAGCGCAGUAAUGUUCAGUGACGGACGGAGGGAUGAAGGUGUUAUCAACCUCAUGGCAAGGAACCAUUUCCAAGAGCAGGGCUUUCGGAAACACACUGGUAUCUGCAAAUGCAAUUUGAAACUUGCGGGGCGUGUUCACUGCUUGUUUAAUUCCAGCUGUAUUAUCGAAUACACUUGUCAACUUGAAUAUGCAGACUACAGAAUAUCUUUGUGGAAAAACAUUGCUUUCUUUUCAUAAUUCCUUGUUUAGUAUACACCGGGUCUGUGAUUUAUUUGUUUUGUAUGGGGUGGGUGGGGGUGGGGGGUCCACGCAAUCACCCGUGUUUGUUGUUUCGACCACUAUGAAUAGCCCUCAUCACACGAUUACAUAAAAAUAGUACAUACAAUUUACAUUUUUGAGUACAUUAUAUGUUUGGUUAAGCUCUGAGAGUUGGUGCUAUCACACAAAACCUUCACGUCACUGUGCAAACUAUUACUUUGUUCACCACAGCUAUAAGACCCCGCCCCUUACUAACCCCCUGGAAAAUGGCAAGAGAAUUCUCCAUUUGAUUGGAGGGUUUUCAAAAAUUCCAACUUAACUGGUGCUUCGUCUUGUAUUUGAAAUGCUGCACAGGUUCCUGUGUCCUAAACUCAGAUGAGGACACGUGGUUUAGGAAAUGAAUAGAAAUCCUGUUUUACAGCAUGGGGGCACUCAAAUUUUAUUAUUGAUUCCAUACAUAACUUGAACUUCUUUAUCGUUGAAUUCAUCUUGGAUUAUGUGGAGAGGCUUGAUCUGCAUUUUAUGUUUGGUACGUCACAUGGAAAUGACCCUUUUAAGGUUGUUCUUGUAAAUGUUCCUGUGAAGAAUGCUAAGAUGUUGGACUUUGAACAAGAGGAAUAGAAAAUGUGUCCUGCCUCCUUUAUCUCCUUAAUUCUACUUGUUUGUGUAUUUCGUCUUUUGUGGGAACACACACAUAGUUAGACGUUUGCAUCACCCUGUGCAUGGCCUACUUUUACAAGUCCAUUAAACACCUAAUUCAAUGAUACUCAAAAUUUGGGAUCAUACAAAUUAAAAAAAAAUCUACCCACAUAACUGGCAGCUACAUUCCUUUUCGAGUUUUUCGAUUGUUGUUUUAUUUUCCAUGUAAGGAUGCAGUAUGUAAAAAGUGGUUUUGUUCUCUCUUUGUAGCUGUGCUAUGGUGUAUUAUGUGAAAACAUAGUGUAUUUGGUAAAAUACCACAAUAUUGUUUUAUGUUGCGCUAUAAAUAAAAAAUUGAAGUGAGAGA